Bolinopsis microptera is the source of this 1629-nucleotide messenger RNA. RefSeq lists its product as uncharacterized. The coding region runs from base 33 to 1442 and encodes 469 amino acids. The record is from RefSeq and is a predicted model, not a curated record. Gene Ontology annotation, molecular function: RNA binding. NCBI's taxonomy places the organism in Eukaryota, Metazoa, Ctenophora, Tentaculata, Lobata, Bolinopsidae. The transcript is spliced from 6 exons. Gene Ontology annotation, cellular component: nucleolus; small-subunit processome.
CACUACUAUAUAACAAAUAAUUUGAGAUCAAAAUGACUACCACAGAAGAAGUUCCAGUGAAUAAGAACAAAAAGUAUCGCAAACCCAAACCAUGGGACACAGAUGAUAUUGAUCAUUGGAAAAUGGAAGAGUUCAAAGUUGGGGAUAUGAGCUCCCAUCUUUUGGAAGAAAGCUCAUUUGCUACACUUUUUCCAAAAUACAGAGAAAAGUACUUACAGCAGGUGUGGCCGAACGUGGUUAGUUGUUUGAAGGAAUUUGGUGUUCACGCUCUUCUAGACUUAAUCGAGGGUAGUAUGACUGUAAAAACUACCCGGAAGACAUGGGAUCCAUAUGUCAUUGUAAAGGCUAGAGAUAUGAUCAAGCUACUCGCUAGGAGCGUUCCCUUUGAACAAGCAAAGCGGGUACUUCAAGACGAAAUGACCAGUGAUGUUAUCAAGAUUGGAAACGUGACUUCUAACAAGGAGAGAUUUGUUAAGAGGCGACAACGUCUCGUUGGGCCCAACGGCAACACUCUUAAGGCGCUAGAACUGCUAACAGAAUGCUACAUUAAAGUACAGGGAAGCACCGUGGCUGCUCUAGGUCCUUACAAAGGAAUCAAACAGGUCCGGAACAUUGUUAUGGACACCAUGAACAACAUCCAUCCCAUCUACAAUAUCAAAAUACUGAUGACUAAGAGAGAGCUGAUGAAAGACCCGGCCCUAAAAGAGGAAUCAUGGGACAGAUUCUUGCCCCAAUUUAAAAAGAAGAAUGUUCAAACGAAGAAACCAAAGAAACAAGUAGUAAAGAAGAAGUAUACUCCCUUCCCACCUCCUCAACAACCCAGCAAGGUAGACUUGCAGUUAGAAUCAGGAGAGUAUUUCAUGAAGGAGAUUGAGAAGAAACAGAAGAAGAACGAUGAGAAGGAGCAGGCAACACAGGAGAAGACAGCUCAGAAGAGGAAGGAGAAAGAAGCUGCGUUUGUUGCUCCCAAAGAGGAAAACUUGCAGCUGAAUGAUAAGGUUGUGGAGACGAAUGAUGCGAGUGUGGAUAUUGAAGCUUUAAAAAGGAAACUGAAGAGCAAAAACCUGAAGAGUGCUGGUAUUCCAAAAAUUGCUUCAAAUGAGAUCGAAGAUAGUCCAGCCGUAUCAACAGAAUCGAGCGAAGUCCCAAAGAAGAAGAAAAAGAAGAAAACCAAGUUGAACAGUGAUAGUGAAGCCUUGCUGCAGAAUAAUAACCCGGAAGAUGGUUCAGAUAAUGUUGCACCAAAGAAAAAGAAGAAGAAAAAAGUUUUGUCAGACGUUGUCUUAGAGUCGACCAGUGACCAACUGAUCGGAGAGGAAAGCGUGGUAAAUUCUGGGAAGAAACGAAAAAAGUCAAAAGAUAAGAUUGUGACAUCUGAAAAUGUUGAGAAUGACGCAGCUUCGCCCAAGAAAAAGAAGAAGCUAAAAAAGGAAAAGUCCUGAGAAACUGAUGAUUUUAACUUUUCAUUUUUUAACCGAUUUUCCCCGAUAUAUUUAAAGCACUUUGCGCUCCGUAUCAGUAUCAAACCAUUUCUUUGGGGAUUAGGGAAGUUAAUUUAUUAUUUUCAUUUUGAGUCGCUGAUUGUGUUCAGUUUUUAGCACGAUAAUGUCAUUUACCUGUGGUGGUUUA